Trichoderma aggressivum f. europaeum is the source of this 726-nucleotide messenger RNA. RefSeq lists its product as uncharacterized. The transcript is spliced from 4 exons. The record is from RefSeq and is a predicted model, not a curated record. The coding region runs from base 1 to 726 and encodes 241 amino acids. Lineage: Eukaryota; Fungi; Ascomycota; Sordariomycetes; Hypocreales; Hypocreaceae.
AUGGCUCGCCUGACUUACGUCCCCCUACUUGGCCUUGCCAGCUCCGUCCUUGCUGCUCCUCAGCCGGCAUUGACUGGAACUGAAGGCACGAUUGCUUCAACCGUUCGAAUUGCCGGCCCUACAGCUGCUCCUAACAUUCACGGUCUCGAGAUUGCUGCCGCUCCUCAGUUCUUGACCAUCACCGUCAUUAAUAGCCAUGGUGAUGCCAUCUCGACCUCGCACGCUCACGAUCCGAACGGACCUUCUGCUGUGUCGGGCAAUGUAGGUCCCGGCACCAUGGCCAAUGGUGCUACUGCUGCCUUUGCCGUUCCAACUGGAUGGAUUGGUAAUGUCGCCAUCAAUGACGCCGGCUGGGCCAUUACUGGCGAUGAUUCCCUGAUUGAGGGUAACUUUGUUGUUCCUCAGGGAUCUACUGAAGCAGUGGCCGAUGUCGAUAUCUCUUACGUUAACGGAUUCUCUGUUGCCAUUGUUUGCUCUUGCAACGGACAGGUUGUGACUGGUUGCAACAAGAACUUGUUCAACCUCAAUUCUUGCGGCAACAACGACGGACAAAACGCCUGUGUUAACCCGCUCCGAAGCGAUGAAGGAGCCACAUCUGCUGCGCCCUUCUUCGCCCCCUGCCAGCAUGCCGCCUGGACUGCCAGUUUGGCCAAAUCACUUGCUGCGUUGGAUCUGCUUGCCCUCCUAACCCUAGGCAACCAUAGAACUUUGGCAAUUGAGGCUUAG